Messenger RNA from Coniosporium apollinis CBS 100218, 861 nucleotides. RefSeq lists its product as uncharacterized. Gene Ontology annotation, molecular function: ribonucleoside-diphosphate reductase inhibitor activity. NCBI's taxonomy places the organism in Eukaryota, Fungi, Ascomycota, Dothideomycetes. The transcript has a single exon. Gene Ontology annotation, cellular component: cytoplasm; nucleus. The coding region runs from base 1 to 861 and encodes 286 amino acids. The record is from RefSeq and is a predicted model, not a curated record.
AUGCACCGCGCAAAGCGCCAGUUCCAGCCGUCCAUCACCAAUUUCUUCGCCCGCUCGGACCGCGAUGACUACAGCUUCGACUCAUCGCUGGGCUUCGGAGAGCCUCAGUUCCUCACGCCGCACCUCCCACCGGCCGUACAAGCCUCUCUCCUAAACGUCGGCAUGCGUGUCCGCAAGUCAGUCCCAGAGGGCUACAAGACGCACAAGACCCUGCCCCCGAGCAACAGUGUCCACACCGCAUCACCGUACACUCUCGCCCACCAGGCACAAGUGGUGCCAGGCAAACCUGUCGAGCUCCUACCCUACUGCGGCCUGCUCAAAACCGGCGGCCUCACACCCACCCCGCGGCUGCUACCUUCCCCCAUCUCCGACUUCCCGACCGAGGCCUUCACCACCGCCGUACCCACACAAGCAGCGCCCAUCUUCAACAUGGCCGUCUUCCCCUCCAGCAGCCAAGACUCCAACUCAGCCCUCUCGAGCACCUCAAGCAUCCCGAGCAAACCGCCCCCCCUCAACACCCGCAAGCGCUCCUAUUCCGAUGCCGCAGCCGACGACGACGCUAUCUCGCCCUUCCAGCUCGACCCCCACCAUCUACCCCACCCAGCCAACCACCUCGCCGUGCAGAAGUGGCUCGACGACGAGCCCGUGUCGCCGAGGUCGAUCUACCCGGUCAGUCACACGCCGAUGCCGGAUCUGUCGUCGCUGCGGCCAUUGGCGCGGCCGAGGACGAGAAGGAAAGGGAGUGGGGGUUCGGGCGAGGCUGUGCAGGGUGGGAGCCGGGGCGGGAGCGAGGGGGUGCUGGAUUUUGGGGAGGCGGAGUUCUUGCAGCCUGAGGGAGAGGUCGAGAUGGGCGGCAUGUGA